Molecule: messenger RNA, 1836 nt
Organism: Sinocyclocheilus rhinocerous
Lineage: Eukaryota; Metazoa; Chordata; Actinopteri; Cypriniformes; Cyprinidae
Product: desmoglein-2-like
Exons: 12
Coding region: 28-1836 (602 amino acids)
Biological process (GO): homophilic cell-cell adhesion
Cellular component (GO): plasma membrane; desmosome
Molecular function (GO): calcium ion binding
Source: RefSeq, a predicted model, not a curated record
CGAGUAACGGCAGCAGCGGCGGCGCUUAUGGCGAACAUCUGCGGCAUUUCACUCUUCGUAGCGCUGAUUCUUGCGAUCCUGAACACUUCAGCAUCUGAAGGACAACAGAAGAAAAUCAGACAGAAGAGAGAAUGGAUAAUCCCACCACACAAACUAAAGGAAAAUGUCAAUUAUAUAAAUCGGGAUUACAUAGCCAAAAUCCGUUCAGAUGAGGAGACCAGGACGAGUAUACAGUAUUCACUGACUGGAUCAGGUGCUGAUCAGCCGCCUGUCAACUUGUUCACUGUUGAUAGUGAGACCGGCUUGGUCAAGAUCCACGGAGUGUUAGACAGAGAGAAAACUCCCGUUUAUUAUCUUCGAGGGGUGGCCAGGUUUCUGAAUGGCAGUCAUGCUGAGAAAGAUAUUGAUUUGAGAAUCGUGGUGGAGGAUGAGAACGAUAAUGCUCCUGUGUUUAACCUGACAACCGGAGCUGUUUACGAGCGGAGCGCAAGAGACACGUUUGCAAAGACCAUCACAGCAACAGAUGCAGAUCAGCAAGGAACUCUGCAUACAAAAAUCGCCUACAGCAUUGCUGAACAGCAUCCUGAUAACAUGUUCUACAUUAAUCGAGAGACCGGUGGGAUACACGUCAUGCACAACACGCUCGACAGAGAGAAACAAGACACAUACACGUUGAUUAUUAAAGGGACUGAUAUGAACGGAGCUGCGAACGGAAAUACAGGAACAGGGACAGCUGUCAUCAAGAUUCUUGAUGUCAAUGACAACAUCCCUACUUUGGAGAAAAACUUUUACGAGUGCAGUGUGGAGGAAAACACUCGAAACGUGGAAGUGGUGAGAAUUGAAGUGACGGACGAGGAUCUGAUCUAUACUGAAAACUGGCUGGCUGUCUUUACAAUCGUGUCAGGAAACGAAGCCGGUUAUUUCUCCAUAAUCGCAGACAACAAGACCAACGAAGGCAUCCUGAUUCUCAAUAAGGAGCUGGACUAUGAAGAGCUGAAGGAAAUCAGCAUGCAGGUGUCUGUCGCUAACAAGGCAGAGUAUCACCCUUCAGUAGUCGUAACAGAGAGCAAGACGUACACCGUCCACGUCAGUGUGAUCAACCAGCCUGAGGGCCCUCGCUUCAAACCCGCCGUCAAAGUCAUCACCAUCUCUGAAGAAAGCUCCAGCACUACUUUAAAUAAAGUUAUAACAAAUUACGCAGCAAUAGACAGCGACACGCUAUUAACUGCUCAUAACGUCAGGUAUGCAAAAGGACAAGACGUUGACAACUGGCUGAUUAUAGAUGAGAGGACGGCUGAUAUAAGACUCAAUAAAAUACCAGAUUAUGAGUCCAAGAUUCUGGUCAAUGGCACAUAUUACGCUCAGAUAAUCUGCAUCACUAACGAUGCUCCGUCUAAAACUGCAACAGGAACCAUUGCCAUUCAAGUAAAGGACUUUAAUGACCACUGUCCUGUGCUGAGCCGUCAGUCUCAAACGCUGUGCUAUGAGGAUCACGUGGUUUAUGUCACGGCUGUGGACAAAGAUCAGUUCCCCAAUGGAGCACCCUUUGGUUUCAAAGUGGACACCAUAAGCACAAAGGAGUCAUGGAGCAUCGAACCUCUCAACGACACUACAGCGAUAUUCAGAUCUCAAAAAACACUGUGGCCCGGCGUGUACCAUGUGUUUGUGGACGUGUGGGACCAGCAGGGGAAGAUCUGCGCUGCUCAGGAGCUUCAGGUAAACGUCUGCACGUGUGACGCUUCUAAAGUUUGCCUGCCCAGAAAAACCGUCUCUACGUUUGGAGCAUCUGGUGUUCUUCUGAUGCUGCUGGGACUGCUGCUGCUGCUCUGUGAGUAA